This is a messenger RNA of Capsella rubella, 1043 nucleotides long. RefSeq names its product tRNA-splicing endonuclease subunit Sen2-1. The record is from RefSeq and is a predicted model, not a curated record. Gene Ontology annotation, cellular component: tRNA-intron endonuclease complex. Gene Ontology annotation, molecular function: nucleic acid binding; tRNA-intron lyase activity. NCBI's taxonomy places the organism in Eukaryota, Viridiplantae, Streptophyta, Magnoliopsida, Brassicales, Brassicaceae. Gene Ontology annotation, biological process: tRNA splicing, via endonucleolytic cleavage and ligation; tRNA-type intron splice site recognition and cleavage.
AAGAACGAAACAAUAAUAUGGAUUCUGGAAUUUUAAGUUUUAGUUUUCUCCUUCAUGAUGUUAGGAUCUGUACUUCCACUGAUUUGGUUUGAAUGAUAGAUUACGGAGAUAAUUUGAUACUUUUAAUGUAGUUUGAGCAAAAUAUUUUAGUGAGCAGAAGGUGUUCGACGAAAUGCUUGAGAGAGUUGUUGUCUUCUGUAAUUCAGUAUGUUUUAUGUUGAAUGUGUACAAUCUUGAGCUUUAAAUGAUGAGUUCAAUUUUAAUAAUUGUUUGAGUUCAUGCACCAGAUUCAUCUAGCUUGUUGGUUCUGGUCAUUAGAAUUUAGCAGAAGCAGUGAAUAUUCUUGUUUUGGUUAGGGAAACUUUAUGAGAAGGUUGAUCUUUUCUUGUGUGUGUAGAGAGACCCAUCUACAUGGUCUCAAGGUGGAAAUGGAAAGGUGCUGAGGCAAUGGCACUUACAGAACCUGUUUCGAACUGAGGCCUUGGCUUGAUGGCUUCUUCUCAGCGAUCUGUUGAGCCAGAGCAAGCUGAUCUAUUGGACGGUGGUUGUUUUGGUAGACCUAUUGUUAGUACCUAGAAAUAAGAUGAGAGAUGGAUUCAAUUGUCUUUUGAAGAAGCUUUCUUUUUGCGCGACAAACUCAACUAGAUCUUUCUUCACUGUUGUUCCUUGGAAGAUGAGUUAGAUCUAUGGCGAUCCAUGAGAUUCUCUAAGGCAAGUUUUGCGAUCUUGUUUCCUCUACGAUCAAAGAACUGGAUUGUGAGAUCAUGGUUACUAUAUGGAGCUGAUUUCGUGGUGUGAUAUAGACAUCAUCCAUCUCUUGUCCACUCUCACUACGCUGUUCUGGUUCAGUCCAUUGGCGAGAAUGAUCGGUUUAAGGUGUUGUCCCUCGUGAAAACAUUGUUGAUUCUUGACGUCAAUGGAAAAGUUGAUACAGAGAACAUGAACCUAUCUUUGUGUUUAGAAGACUACACAGUGGAAGAGCAAACAAUUCGUAGAUGGAGUCCAGAACUUACCCGUGAAGAUGAAACCAGAACAUGAUUAUG